CGCACCAUGAACGCCAUCUUCCUCAUCGGCCAGGUCACCGGCGUGGCCUCCAUCGCCUGCCUCCUCCUCCUCGCCGUCGCCAAGCUGCUGUCCCGCCGGCGCGGCGACAGCGACGCGCGGGACGGCGACGGGCGCGCGGUGCUGAUCACCGGCUGCGACAGCGGCUUCGGACACCAUCUGGCGCGACGCCUGGACCGCCGGGGCUUCGUGGUGUUCGCCGGGUGUCUGUGUCCGGAGGGGGCCGGGCCCCGCAGCCUGGUCCGGGAGGGCUGCGGCAAUGUGACCGUCCUCAAGCUGGACGUCACCAGCGACGCGGAGGUGCAGCAGGCAAAGCGGGUGGUGCAGGAGAACCUUCCGGAGAAAGGCCUGUGGGCGGUGGUGAACAACGCCGGGAUCACGGACUGGGCCGAGAUCGAGUGGAGCUCCAUCGGGGACUUCCAGAAGAUGGCGGACAUCAACCUGUUCGGCCCCAUCAGGACGUCUUUUGCCUUCCUGCCGUUGAUCCGCGCAUCCAGAGGCCGGAUGGUGUACAUGUCGAGCAUCUUUGCCUUCUUCAACUGCCUGAACAUGGGGGCGUACAGCGUGUCCAAGAGGGGCCUGGAGGCCUUCGCGGACUGCCUCCGGGUGGAGGUGGCCAGCUUCGGCGUCAAGGUCAGCAUCAUCCAGCCGGGGAAUUUCGGGCAAGCCACCAACAUCCUGAAGACCAAGACGAGCGGGGACAUCUGGGACAAAUUGGGAGACGAGCGCAAGCCGCUCUUCAACCGGCAGUACGUCGACGCGGCCAACGAGUACUUCGCCGCCACGUGCCGGAGCGGCUUCGCGAGCGCCGACAUGGUGGUCGACGCCAUGGCGCACGCCGUCACCGCGGCUCGGCCCAAACACCGGUACCUGCUGGCCUCGGCCGCCGACACCUUCUUCUUCCAGCUCUUCCCGCUCCUGCCCAGCGUCCUCGCCGACGCCGUGUUCUCCUUCAGCUCCAUGUACGCCAAAAGGGAGGAAAUGCUCUACGCCAAGUAGGCUGUGGACGGG
Molecule: messenger RNA, 1029 nt
Organism: Pungitius pungitius (ninespine stickleback)
Lineage: Eukaryota; Metazoa; Chordata; Actinopteri; Perciformes; Gasterosteidae
Exons: 4
Coding region: 7-1017 (336 amino acids)
Biological process (GO): steroid metabolic process
Cellular component (GO): intracellular membrane-bounded organelle
Molecular function (GO): oxidoreductase activity
Source: RefSeq, a predicted model, not a curated record